Molecule: messenger RNA, 453 nt
Organism: Rotaria sp. Silwood2
Lineage: Eukaryota; Metazoa; Rotifera; Eurotatoria; Philodinida; Philodinidae
Source: the annotation of a GenBank genome assembly
AUGGUUGUACCAUUUCGUGCAAAGGGUGUUGUUACUGAUAGAACUAAAUUUGAACAUCCAGAUAUUGCUUUAGUAUUGACACAACUUUCAUAUUAUUAUUCAGAUUUAUCAUCAUCAUUAUUAAGAUCAACAAUUAUCAUUGGAUUUAGUGAAACUAUUGACACACAAUUAUUACUUCCUGUUCAUAUUCGUCAAUAUUAUUUACCAGAACUUCGAAAAACAGAUGCAAUCAUUGUUAAUAAUUUAUUAGAAAAUGAAAAUGAAAAUUAUCAAUUUUUACCAAUCAAUCUAACAUUAGGAGAUGUUUUAAAACAAUUUGUCGACUAUAAACAACGUAUUAAUGUUAUUUUAGAUGUUGGAGCUGUAUGUAUUGAUGGAACUAAUAAAGAUAUUGCCAUUAAAUGGUUGAAAUUAUCCAAUAAGAAUAAUGUCGUUUAUGCCCGUUUAUUUUGA